Messenger RNA from Amphiprion ocellaris (clown anemonefish), 3801 nucleotides. It is a transcript of the gene ifnlr1, whose product is annotated as interferon lambda receptor 1. Gene Ontology annotation, molecular function: protein binding. Bases 255 to 2063 code for a protein of 602 amino acids. The record is from RefSeq and is a predicted model, not a curated record. The transcript is spliced from 7 exons. Lineage: Eukaryota; Metazoa; Chordata; Actinopteri; Pomacentridae.
CUGUAUACCUGAGCAAAGCCACUCCUUCCCUAGAACACAUCAGAGAUGGUUGAGGAGCGGAGGAAGGAAAAUGCACUGAGACCUUGUACAGCUUUAAGGGUUUGCGGCUCUUUCCACAUUGCUUCAGGUCUGGUUUGGGAGUAUUUCUGAGAUUAGGGAGUUCAUGUAUUUUUGUUUUUGUUGCUUUGUUUUUCAGCCGUUCAGUCCAGAGUAGUAUUUCUUUUUUUUCUUUUUUUUUGUGACUUACAUACCUGAUGAAGAUGUGGUCAAUGAACGUUAUGAUCCUUCUGCUGUUCUGCUAUGCUUGUCUUGCAACUGGCAAGGACAGUGUGUAUUUUGUCUCGAAAAACUUUCACAAUGUACUACACUGGGCGGCAGUGAAUCCUGCUUCUCCUGGGCAGAAGGUGCUCUAUAGUGUCCAGUACUGGAGUGAUGCUAAAGACCAGAAGUGGCAGGAAAAAGAGGAGUGUCAGAACAUUACGGGCCUGUCCUGUGAUCUGACUGCAGAAACCCCAUCGGUUCAUGAUGUACACUACCAGGCUCGGGUGCGUGUUAACGGCACAAGCUAUGGCCGCACCACAAGGAUCAGACCCUUAGCAGAAACUAUUCUUGGUGCACCCAUCUUGUCUAAUUACACAAGAGGGUCAUCCCUGUAUAUUGACAUCACCCUGCCCUUGGGGCCAAAUGGAGUCUCCAUUGAAGACAUCAUUGCCAAAAGCAAAAGUUGGUCCUCCAAACCCAUUCUUUAUACUUUGAAUAUCACCCAUCCACAGUGGCCUGUCGAGAUCCAAAAAAGCAAAACUAAGCAGUUCAUUAUCAACUUGAAGAAGAAACAAACAAAAUACUGCGGCAAUGUGGUCUACAAGUUAUCAUCUGAAUGGGGUCGCCCAGAGAGUGAAAGCGCCUCUUUCUGUGUUACACUUUCAGACAAUACUCAGCUUUUGCAAUGGCUUCUCGUGAGUGCUGCUGUUCUGGCAGCCUUAGUAAUAAUAUCAGUUGUAUGCAUGUGCAACUACGUGAAGAGUGGAAAGUCAAAGAGCAUGCCACAAGUAUUGACAACCACUUCUGGGAGCUGUAAAGUACUGGAGAUUCUAGAUAGGAAUCGUAUCAUUUCCAAAAUAGACGUCUGCACUGAAAGCGACCAAACCACUUACGCUAACAUCAAGGGGAAGGCUGACCUGCCCUCAGUUGGGUUUUUGGGUUAUUCUCCCAAUGGCAUUCCUUUCCAGGCCUGGCAAGGCAGCAGUGGCUCCUCUGUGGGCACAGGUGCGGGUACUAUCACUGCAAGUCCUGAAGACACAAGCGCCCAGUCCUCUGAUAUCUACAGUGCAGUUGCUGUCCAUGUCCCAGCUGAAGAAAAUGAAGUUUUUCAGCAGGCUACCACUGAAGACAGAGAAAACAGUCACGCAACACUGUGUUCCAGUGAAGACGGUUGGGAGAGAGAAGGAAUGUGUUCAAAGCUGACCUCAUGUGGAGAACCACUAUUAUCUGAUGUUACCGCUUGUGAGGGCUGUCCAGCAAGUCAGCUGCUACUCCACACAGUUCGGGAUUCCAAUGGAAAACUCAUGUUGCCUUUGCUCAGUUGUCAGUUACAGAGCAACACUAGUGACACAAUAUCACCAGUGAACCUGGAGAGAAAACCCCUUUUAUCAGACCUCAUAGACUCCACGGAUGGGCCAUCAUUAGCAUCCUUGCAGUGCUUAGACAGCUCAGAAUGGUCCGACUCUGGGUGUGAUGAUAGCUCUGUAAACACACCAACCCACCCAUACUGCAACAGCCAUUACUCCCCAUCUCAAGCAGUUGUUCCUUAUUUUCACCAGGGAUGUCAGGGCACGCCAUGUAGUGAUGCCAUAUUUGAAUCAGGUUACAAACAAAACUGGAUGCCUACAGUCCCUGGUGGACCUACAGCCACAGAGCAUUGUGAUUAUAAAAGGACAAACUAUGCUCAGAACUGGACUGGUAUCAAAAUGAAUGGGGAAGGUGAGGAGAAUGAAGGGGGAGGAGGAGUGGCGAUAUCAAGACAAAUUCUCCUGGGAAAUUGGAAGAUACAAAUUCAAGAAUAAUUCUUCAUGAACUUUUGGGACUUACUUUUCCCCUGUACUGAAUAACGAUACAGAUGACUCAUCUCAGUACCCUUGUUUUGUUUGUUUUCUAAAGGACAAAAUGGGGAAGAGGACUGGCAGGUUCUCUAGGUAACAAUGCAGAACUCAUGCAAAUUAGUUGUGUUAUUGUGAUACCAGAAACAGAUUCAAACUCUCCUGUUUCUCUUUUUUGAGAGGAAACAGUCAAGAUUUGUCCAGAACUAGGAUUUAACAAUCACCUCUGGAUCUUAAAGUACAUUUCAUUCCUAGAUAAUAUAUAUAUAUUAUGCUUGGAUAUAUUUGAUUUAUUUAUCAAUCGUAAACUAUUCAAAAAUGAAUAGCCUUAAGUGGUGGGCUUAAAGUUUGUAUAUAUGUAAUUUAUAGAGUCCUUGUUUACUUUUUCAAGCCAAUGUUUCACAGCAUAAACACAUUUUUACAAACAGAUUGUGUAUUGUACAAGAUGGUGAAUUGUUAAAAGCUGAAUAGAAAGUUCACUUCAUAUUUAAAUGAUACAAUCUGUAGCGCACUUAACCUUAUUGUGUCGUGUGUGUCAUAAGUGGUUGCCCUGUGUGAAACAAAUGUGUACUUUUAGUCUCAUAUCAUAUUGUAUUUUUUAAUGUAUUUAUGCUAACUUUCUAGUGUUUUCAUUUUUACAAGACUUAGACAGCAAAAACAACACCAAAAGCAGUUAAGCAUACAUAAUCAUCGUGGGUAUUUAUGUCAUCACUAUGACAACAUAUUGUUGCAACUUAUUACACACACUAAACACACAAAUCCGCGUGUGGUCACUUACAUAUUACAAUGUGGACACUAAGCCUUAAAGAUUAGAUAUGAAAACAAAUCUGAUUGCAUUACAGCUGAAAAGCAGAACAGACAAAGUCCGACGCCUAUUGUGAUAUUUUCAGCCUUUUGAAAAGGAGCAAGAUGACUAAAUAUCUGAUAGGACUACAGUCCUAGGUCUGUGCUCACCAGCAUAUUUCAGUAUGAUCAGUGAUGUAUGAAACUCACAGAAUGAUGUCAUCUGUAAAUAAAAAAGCAAAUAUUUUUUCUAAUUUUCAAAGUUCAUAAACGCACUUUGUUCUCAAAGUUUGCUGUUCUUUCAGAGAAAGAAAAUACAGCAUGAUUUAUAUAUUAAAAGGUGGGUUUGUGGUGCAACCUUAGUCACGCUGAUAACAGCUAGGUUUUUAUUAGCCUGAACACGUCUAUGUACAGCUGUAAAGUAAAUAAUGUCAGGUGUGUUUUAUAAGUGUGGUGUGAGUCACUUAGAGACAUUUUGUACACCAAAAUACAGAUGUAGGUGUAUAUCCUCCGUGUGAAUGUUAUAAAAAGUAGCAGCUUUUCUUUAUUCUGUAUAUACAGCUUGUGCAUUUCUACUAAAUGUGUUUUUUGUAAAGUUCAUAUUGGAAAAUGUUCAACUGCAUUGUGAGAUAACAUAUUAAAUCAAAAAAUGACACAUUGUAAACACUAUUUUUUACAGCAACAUUUGUGAAAGAGACACACUGUGUCAGUUUUCAGUUGCACAAAAUCAUAAGAAUGUACACUGGAGAACCUCAAAUCAUUCUCUGCAAUUGUAGCACAACCACAGUUUUGUGUUCUUUUAUUUUGACUUCUGAAAAAUAUAUUUACUCAAUUGACAAUUUGCUAAAACUGGCCCCUUGGAGUCCUGGUGAGAUGAAUAAAUGUGGUAGAGUAAUAAACCUGCACCUGUGUAACACUUAAA